Anopheles cruzii is the source of this 2995-nucleotide messenger RNA. RefSeq names its product exosome component 10 (gene Rrp6). Lineage: Eukaryota; Metazoa; Arthropoda; Insecta; Diptera; Culicidae. Gene Ontology annotation, molecular function: nucleic acid binding; 3'-5'-RNA exonuclease activity; nucleotide binding. Gene Ontology annotation, biological process: poly(A)-dependent snoRNA 3'-end processing; nuclear polyadenylation-dependent CUT catabolic process; nuclear polyadenylation-dependent snRNA catabolic process. The transcript is spliced from 4 exons. The record is from RefSeq and is a predicted model, not a curated record. Gene Ontology annotation, cellular component: nuclear exosome (RNase complex); nucleolus.
AUGACCGAUAAAACACAAAGGAAACACAAGACUAUUGACCUGACGGAGGACGAUGUCGGGGCCAGCACUUCGAAAAAGAGGCCACGAGCAGAAAUUUCAACGAGCGGCAGCCGUGUCCAUCAGCUUUGCGAGGAAGGACAAAAAGCAAUCAUGGAAGGGGUAAAGGCGGUCAAUGCGAUGCCGUCGGGGAAAUCGCGCGAUCUGUACGCAACGCACCCGUCGUUUAUCAAAAUCAUGAACUCACAUGCCGCCAACCUGAUGGGUAUAAUAUCGGACGUGCUCAAAAUGCAGGGAGUCAAAGGAAACAUAGAGCUCCGCGAUCCAGAGGAACAGUUGGAAAUGAUUCAAGAUUUUAACGACAACAUGCUGGAGCGAAUACACAGUAACCUGGAUGAAAUGACCGGGAUCAAGAAAAAAAUUCCGACAGAGCUGGUGCAGAAGGAGAUACAGGUAGCACCGGAGCCCCGCUAUCGGCUAAGCGGGGCGUGGAACGAACAGGGCAAAGCCUCGCCGAUAAAAGCCACGCUCAUCACGGGCACGAACAUUGCACGGCCGCAGGUGAACUUCAAAACUCCGAUCGAUAAUUCGGCGAACAAUCCGUUUGUGCCGCGCAUUCGUGACAAACCCAACUCCGUGAAACCGUUGGCCGUGUUGCCGGAGUACGAUGAGGCCGGUAAUAUCGUUAAUUACCUACAUCCGUACGAGUUUGAGCUUGAUCGCUUCCAACCGUCCAAGAACGUGUUUGAACCCGUUGCACCCCAGGAACCAGCAGCGCUUGCCGUAACCGAGUUGGUGUUCAUCGAUCGUGAUUCCCAGCUGGAAUCGUUACUGCGCGAUCUGAAGGCAGUCGAGCUGAUAGCGAUCGAUCUCGAGCAUCAUUCGUACCGUACUUUUCAAGGGUUCACGUGUUUGAUGCAGCUCUCAACGCGCACAAAAGACUACAUCAUCGACACGCUUGCGUUGCGCGACGAUCUGCACGUGCUGAACGAAGUGUUUACCGAUCACCGCAAGCUGAAAGUGUUGCACGGGUCUAUCAACGAUAUCGAGUGGCUGCAGCGCGAUCUAGGGCUGUACAUCGUGAAUAUGUUUGACACGGCGGAAGCGGCCCGUGUAUUGCAGUUCUCACGCCUUAGUCUACAGUUUCUGUUGAAGCACUACUGCAAUACCGAUACCGACAAAACGUUGCAGCUGGCCGACUGGCGAAUGCGGCCCCUGCCGGAGAGUUUCGUCGAAUACGCGAGGAAGGAUACGCACUAUCUGCUGUACAUUUAUGAUCGCAUGAAGAACGAUCUGCUCGAGAAAGGGGGCGAAAGUUUGUUGCAAACGGUGUACGAUAAAUCGACUUUCCUCUGCAAACAACGUUACCAAAAGCCGGUUGUCAACGAGGAAACGAUCAUGAACAUCUAUCGUCGAUCGCGCUACGUCUUUGAUCAUCGACAGAAGCACGCGUUCCGAGAGAUUAUUUAUUGGCGCGAUAAGAUCGCCCGUGAAGAGGACGAAUCGCCAGGCUAUGUUUUACCGCAGCACAUGGCGCUCGACAUUGCGUCCAAAUUGCCGCGGGAAAUGCAAGGAAUUAUUGCAUGCUGUACGCCUGUUCCUUCCCUGGUCCGUCAGAAUCUUCACGCGCUGCAUCAGAUCAUGCAGCGGGCACGGGAGUUGCCGAAAGAGAGUCAGAAGCAAUCGGUGGCCGUCGAGCAACGUGCCGACGAUCGCCAUAGAAUACAGACGAUGUAUGACAUCAACAAUCCGCUCGUCUGUCCCCACGACGACGUGGGACGGCUGGCCUACGCUACGGAGGGAUCCAAUCUUCCCACGCUGCUGGGAGAUUUAUCGAGCGGCUUCAAUCGAAAUGCCUCCGUUGGGUCGGGACCGGUGAAUGCGUGUUCGAUGAAGCACGCACCUGACGUAGGGGUAUUCGAAAGUGUCAAGACGGCAAUCGAUUAUUGCAAUAAUGGAGGACAUGUAUUGUAACAUGUACAUGAUUUUUUACAGCCAACAGAUCACGCCGGUUUGCGGGAGAAAGAAAACCUCAGCUAUGAGCAAAAGAAAUUCAAUACACCGUACGAGCGGUAUCUGGAAACCUGCCGCCUGCGUGGCCUGAAGGAACGCAAAGAGGCGGAGGAAUAUCGGAAAAAGUUCCAACCUCCCAAGGUUGAACCUGACAUUGCUCCUGUGGCGGAAUCAUCACUUAGUAGUCAGAUGAUAAACAACGACAAGAAGAAUGGCAAAUGCGCGGAACUAUCAAACGAGGAAAUACACCGAAAGGUUCCGCCAGCAGCCGCUCUAACGCUGAAACAACUGAAGCACCGUGAGGAGGCAAAGGAACGGGCCGCCGCCACUCUAACGACCAAACAAAUGAAACGCCAAGAAGAAGCAAAAGUACGCAACGCGAUAGAAUCCGGCGAAAAGCUUUGCUUCAACGGUGCAACCGUCGUCUCCCCUGCGGGAAGCGGUAAAUCAGCCAGAAAGUCGUUCCCACUGGAAAUAGAUGUGAGCGGCACAUCCGCGGAGCUGAACGAAGACACAAUAGACAGUGGACGCGAUGUGAAAGUACCGCACAUGGAACCGUACAAAGAUCCUUUCAAAACUCCCAAAGAGGACGACGCACGGAACAAAGAUUGGAAUUCGGAAAAGAAGAAAAACCGGAAAUCCAAACAACGCGCUUUGCGUGCCGCUAGAGGAGGAUUGAACACGGGAGCAGAACGGCAAACCUCCAACAAGCCGGUGCCGUUCGAUUACGACAAUGUCGAUUUCAGCCGCUUCAAGGGAGGCUCCAGACCGUACGCUCCGGCAGGCAAGGGAAAACGUGGUUCUGGUAUGGGUUUUGGUCUUGUCGAUCCAACUCCCGGCGGUACUAGCGAGGGGGGUUCCGGUCUACCGCGCCAACUGCAUCCCAACAGCCGAUUAGCGAAGGGAAUCAAGAAAACCCAAAAGCUGUUCAACCUGAGCAGCACCACCAAUAUGAAACGUAAAUAGUAAUCUUUCGCCCGCGAAG